GGUUAGUUAUGCUCUCUUUCCCUUUAGAUUUUGGUAUUUAUUUUUUUGAAGUUUGUGUUUUGUAGGGUGCUAAAUAAUUUUUGUGCUUUUCUUGUUUAUGAGAGUUGUUGUGAGCUCAUAAAGAUUGGACCUUUAUGUCAUAAAACUGGUAUUAAUUCUAGGUUUUUUUCUUUCCCUUUAGAUAUUGGGACUUCUGCUGUGGUAUUUUUUCUUGGUUUAAAGUUUAUGUUUAUGGGGUGUUGAUAAUCUUUGUGGUUUGGAAGUUUGAAGGUUUUUGCUUUUCCUUUAUGGUGUAGCAUAUAUUGAAUUCUAGGAAGACCCAAUUAUUGGUUGUGUUUUUUUAGAAUGGGAUGACGUAAUCUGGAUUUUUUGGUACAGAAUAUCAUCUUGGUUAGUUUUGCUCCCUUUAUAUUUUGGUAUUUAUUUGCUUUUUUUUUUUGAAGUUUGUGGUUUGUAGGGUGCUAAAUAAUUUUUGUGCUUUUCUUUUUUGUGAGAGUUGUUAUGAGCUCAUAAAAAUUGGACCUUUGUUGUUAUGAGCUCAUAAAGAUUGGAUUUUUGUGUCAUAUAAUUGGUUUGAAUUCUAGUUUUUUUCCCUUUCCGUUAGGUUUUGAUUGCUUUUUACAGAAUGGGAUGAAGUAAUCUGGAUUUUUGGUAAAAAAUAUCAUCUUAGUUUUGAUUUUCUUGGUUAGUUUUGCUCUCUUUCCCUUAAGAUUUUGGUAUCUAUUUGUUUUUUUUUUUUGAAGUUUGUGUUUUGUAUGGUGCUAAAUAAUUUUUGUGCUUUUCUUGUUUAUGAGAGUUGUUAUGAGCUCAUAAAAAUUGGACCUUUGUUGUUAUGAGCUCAUAAAGAUUGGAUUUUUGUGUCAUAAAAUUGGUUAGGAUUUUAGGUUUUUUCCUUUCCCUUAGGUUGUGGGAUGAAAUAAUCUGGAUUUUUGGUAAAAUAUCUCAUCUUGGUUAGGUUUAUUCUCUUUCUCCUUAGAUUUUGGUAAUCUCUUUUAUUGUUUUUGAAGCUUGUGAUUGUGGGGUGCUGAUAAUUUUGUGUUUUGCUUGUGUCUGACCUCAUAAAGAUUAGACCUUUGUGUCAUAAAAUUGGUUUGAAUUCUGUUUUUUAUUUCUCUUUCCCGUAGAUUUUGGUACUUUUGCUGUGGUAUUUUUUCUUGGUUUGAAGUUUAUGUUUGUGGGGUGCUGAUAGUUUUUUUUGUGCUUUUCUUGUUCCUGAGAGUUGUUAUGAGCUCAAAAGAUUGUACCUUUUUGUCAUAAAAUUGGUUUGAAUUUUAGAUUUUUGAAGCUUGUGUUUGUAGGUGCAGAUGUUUUUUGUGCUUUUUUUGUUUUCGAGUGUUGUUGUAAGCUCAUAAACACUGGACAUUUGUGUCAUAAAAUUGAUUUGAAUUCUAUGUUUUUUUCUUCCCUUUGGUUUUGGUUGCUUUUUUGUUGAAGGGGAUGAAGUAAUCUGGCUUUUUGGUACAAAAUUUCAUCUUGGUUUUGAUUUUUUUGGUUAGUUUUUCUCUCUUUCUUUAGAUUUUGGUAGUUUUUUUCAUCGUCUCUUGAAGCUUGUGUUUGUGAGGUGCUGAUAAUUUUUGUGCUUUUCUUGUUUCUGUGGGUUGCUAUGAGCCUUAAAGAUUGGACCUUUGUGUCAUAAAUUGGUUUGGAUUCUAGGGUUUUGAAGCUGAUAAUUUUUUUUGCUCUCUUGUUUGUUGUUAUGAGCUUAUAAAGAUUGGACCUUUGAGUCAUAAAAUUGAUUUGAAUUCUAGUUUUUUUUUCCUCUCACUUAGAUUUUGGGACUUUUUCCCUGGUACUUUUUCUUGGUUUGAAGUUUAUGUUUGGUGCUGAUAAUCUUUGUGGUUUGGAGGUUUGAAGGUUUUUACUGUUCCUUCAUGGUGUAGCAUAUGGUGAAUUCUAGGAAGACCUAAUUAUUGUUUAAGUUUUUUCAGAAUGGGAUGAAGUAAUUAGGCUUUUUGGUACAAAAUAUAAUCUUGGUUAGUUUUGCUAUCUUUUCCUUUAGAUUUUGGUAAUUAUUACUUUUUUGUUGAAGCUUGUGUUUUGUAGGGUGUUGAUAAGUUUUGUGUUUUUCUUGUUUCUGAUGUUGUUAUGAGCUCAUAAAGUUUGGAUCUUUGCGUCAUAAAAUUGAUUUGAAUUCCAGCUUUUUGAAGCUGGUGUUUGUAGGUGCAAGAUGGUUUUUGUGCUUUUCCUGUUAUUUGUAGGUGCAGAGGGUUCUUGUUGAGUUGUAGUAGUUCUUGUUGUUUUAGGCAUUUCGUUCGCUUCUCGUGUAGGUACUUUUCUAGUUUGAUUGUGGAAAUAAGUGAGGUACCUUAUUUGCUAUGCUGUCUAUGCAUUUUCCUUUGAGGCAUAGAAGUGCUUGUUGUUGUAGGCAUUUCAUUCGCUGCUUGUGUAAGAAAAUUCUUUAGUAGAUCUUUAUCGGUACUUUUCUUGUUUGAUAUUGGAAAUAAGUCAGAUGCCUUAUUUGGUAUGCUGAUUGCUGACUAUGCUUCUUCCUUUGAGGUGGUAUUUUGCUGGAUGUUUAUGAUAACCUUGUCAGCAGGGGAAACUCUCUAUGCACACUUAACUCUAGAAAUUUUGCUUUUGAAGAACUUGGAUUUAUUCAUCUCGGAGAGUCAGUUUGGUUAACCAAGGUUUAUAGGAAACAACCUCUCUACCACACAAAGGUAGGGAUAAGGUCUCCGUACACCUCACUAGAUCCCACUUUUGGGACUAUACCGGGAUCAGGGCCGUCAAGAGAGCUAGGAGAUCAGAUUGGAGGAGGAUAUAUAUUGUUAUCAACGUAUAGGAGUUUAUAUAGGUAGCAUGGCUCCCGGAGGCAGCAAUUACCAAGAUAUUGGUGAUCCCCGAAGUGCAUAUGCUGAUUAUGGUAUUGCACCAGAAAGUGCUGAAUUCACGAACUCCCCUUUUAGAAAAUCUGCAGCUGUUAUCGGUGGGAAGCAUGGAGCGGGAUCUAAUAGUGCUGUUCAUGAGCUACUUGAAUGCCCUGUUUGUAUGAAUCCAAUGUACCCGCCAAUUCAUCAGUGUCCAAAUGGCCACACGUUAUGCGUGAAGUGCAAGUCAAAAGUACAUGUAUGUCCAAUUUGCCGCCAUGAGCUUGGAAACAUAAGAUGUCUAGCACUGGAGAAAAUUGCUGAGUCGCUAGAAUUACCAUGCCGAUACCAAAUUUAUGGCUGUCAAGAUAUUUUCACUUAUCAUACAAGGUUGCGACAUGAACAGAGCUGCAGAUUUCGACCAUACAAUUGUCCAUAUGCAGGAUCUGAAUGCGCUGUUACUGGUGAUAUUCAGUACCUCGUUGCACACCUAAAAGAUGAUCACAAGGUUGAUAUGCAUGAUGGGUGUACCUUCAAUCAUCGUUAUGUCAAGUCUAAUCCUCAAGAAGUUGAGAAUGCUACAUGGAUGUUGACAGUUUUCAACUGUUUUGGUCACCAAUUCUGUCUGCAUUUUGAAGCUUUCAACCUUGGUUUGGCACCAGUGUACAUGGCAUUCCUUCGCUUUAUGGGCGAUGAUGAUGAUGCAAAGAGAUUUAGUUAUAGUCUUGAAGUAGGUGGAUUUGGCAGAAAGGUAACGUGGCAAGGAGUUCCAAGGAGUAUCCGUGAUAGUCACAAAACUGUCCGAGAUAGUUUAGACGGGCUGAUUAUUCAAAGGAGCAUGGCACUCUUCUUCUCUGGCGGUGAUAGGAAGGAGCUGAAGCUAAAGGUAGCUGGGCGUAUUUGGCGAGAGCCAUUGUAAACUAGAUAUAUGCAUCUUCUUUCAUCGUGGGGAUGCCCAGAAAGUAUAGUUAGUUAUCGCUAAAAUUGGUUGGUGGCUUUAUUUUUUUGUUCUUGUAAAUGGUUAUGGCAAAAUCUGCGGAUGGUUCUCUACAGUAUCUGGUUUUUUGGAUCGAUCGUAUGGAUCGUAGUUUAGCUCAGCUGUGGAUCAUGUAUCUAAAGUUGAGGCAUUUAGGCUUUUCUGACCAGCCAUGUGAUAAACUAUCUGGUUGUUAGUUUCUCAUCUGUACUAUCUCUUGAAGCCCCUAAAAUUGUUUCUUUCUAUUCAAUAGUCAUUUUC
Messenger RNA from Capsicum annuum, 4044 nucleotides. Its product is annotated as E3 ubiquitin-protein ligase SINAT2. Gene Ontology annotation, biological process: ubiquitin-dependent protein catabolic process; multicellular organism development. Gene Ontology annotation, molecular function: ubiquitin protein ligase activity; zinc ion binding; protein binding. The transcript has 5 exons. Lineage: Eukaryota; Viridiplantae; Streptophyta; Magnoliopsida; Solanales; Solanaceae. The coding region runs from base 2800 to 3726 and encodes 308 amino acids. Gene Ontology annotation, cellular component: cytoplasm. The record is from RefSeq and is a predicted model, not a curated record.